AUGGCGGGCGGGUUCGGGCCGACUGGGGUGGAACGGGCCGGCGAGUAUAAGGGAAAGGUCACACCUUAUGUGAUAAUUGCCUGCCUUGUUGCUGCUAUUGGGGGAUCACUCUUUGGCUAUGAUAUUGGGAUAUCAGGUGGAGUCACAUCAAUGGAUGGAUUUCUCGAGAAAUUCUUCCCGACCGUGUACAGAAGCAAAAUGCACGCGCACGAGAACAAUUACUGCAAGUACAACAAUCAAGGCCUCGCAGCCUUCACGUCUUCUCUUUAUCUAGCUGGCUUGGUGGCCUCACUGUUGGCGUCUCCAAUCACAAGGAAAUACGGCAGACGAGGGAGUAUCAUAUGUGGCGGCAUAAGUUUCGUCAUAGGAGCAACUCUCGACGCCUCGGCAGUUAAUCUCGCCAUGCUCAUUCUCGGCCGUAUUAUGCUUGGCGUAGGCAUCGGCUUCGGCAAUCAGGCAGUACCGUUGUAUUUAUCAGAAAUGGCACCGACCCACAUAAGGGGAGCCCUCAACAUGAUGUUCCAGCUGGCGACCACGCUCGGGAUAUUCACCGCAAACAUGAUAAACUACGGGACCCAGAAGCUCGAGCCGUGGGGCUGGCGGCUCUCGCUGGGGCUGGCGGCGGUGCCAGCUGUCCUGAUGACAGCUGGCGGGCUCCUGCUGCCCGAGACCCCCAACAGCUUGAUCGAACAAGGGUUCGAGUCUAAGGGGAAAAGGGUGCUGGAGAAAAUCAGGGGCACGGCCGACGUGCAUGCCGAGCUGCAGGACAUAGUCGACGCGAGCGAGCUGGCGAAAUCGGUCGAGCAUCCUUUCAGGAACAUUCUGGAGAGGAGGAACAGGCCACAGCUGGCGAUGGCGGUCUUCAUGCCGACUUUUCAGAUUCUGACGGGGAUUAACUCGAUUUUGUUCUACGCUCCCGUGCUUUUCCAGAGCAUGGGGUUCAAGGGGAAUGCAUCUUUGUACUCGUCGGCCGUGACAGGUGCUGUGUUGGCACUGUCGACCUUCAUUUCGAUUGCGACUGUUGACAAAGUGGGCCGGAGGGCUUUGCUGAUUACAGGAGGAAUACAGAUGGUUAUUUGUCAGAUCAUAGUCUCUAUCAUAUUGGGGCUGAAAUUCAACAGCAACCAGGAACUUUCUAGAACUUACUCGAUACUAGUGGUGAUCGUCAUCUGCCUGUUUGUGACGGCUUUCGGAUGGUCAUGGGGCCCGCUCGGGUGGACUAUACCUAGCGAGAUAUUCUCGUUAGAGACGAGGUCGGCGGGCCAGAGUAUAACUGUGGCAGUCAACCUCUUCUUCACCUUUGUAAUCGGGCAGGUUUUCCUCUCCCUCUUGUGUGCGUUCAAGUUCGGGAUUUUCCUCUUCUUUGCCGGCUGGAUCACGAUCAUGACAGUUUUUGUCUACUUCUUCUUACCCGAGACAAAAGGGGUUCCCAUAGAGGAGAUGGUUUUCCUGUGGAAAAAACACUGGUUCUGGAGAAAGGUUGUGCUCUGA
Messenger RNA from Striga hermonthica, 1491 nucleotides. The record is from the annotation of a GenBank genome assembly. Lineage: Eukaryota; Viridiplantae; Streptophyta; Magnoliopsida; Lamiales; Orobanchaceae.